UCUUUCAUUUUACCGUUAACGGGAAUCAGAAGAGAAGGCAAUUCCCCUUUCAAAAGGCAUAACCUAGAGAGAACAGUACACACACAACACAACAUCCAAAAAGGCCACGUUAAGAAAAUAAAAAACAUAUGUUAGAAGGAAAAAGAAAUCACCGAACUAACCCCAUGUGCCCUUUCUUCCAAGACAUCCAAAGCACAUUCCCACCACCAUCAUUCAGUACCGCACCAACAAACACUAUAGCAGAAUUGAAUUAAACCUUUCACUCCAAAUCCCUUUCUAAUUCCCCAACCACGAUGCCUGAAAUGGACGGUUCCUCUGCCAAACCCCCACAAAUCUCAGAAAUGUUCCAGAAAUUCGCCCUCGCUUUCAAGACCAAAACCUUUGAAUUCUUCUCCGACGAAAACGCUUCUCCCCUUGACGACAUCGACGGUUUCUCUCUCCUUGACUCCACCGAAGAGAUCAUCCCCGACCAAAAAGUCGUCGUCAUCAAGCCCGACCCCGAUCCCUCCCACAAUUUUUCUCCGCCGCCGCGCUCUCCGCCUCCACAAUCCCCGCUUGAAUCUCAAAAUCCUCCGCCGCGAUCUCCGCCUUUACAAUCCCCGCUGGAAUCUCGAAACCCCCCGCCGCAGAUCACUCCUCCGGCCCCCAAAUCUCCCGAGCCCGAAAAGGCGCCGGCGUUAACCGAAGCUCAGAUCAAAGAAACGGCACACGCCCUGAUCUCUUCGGUCUUCGCUGCCGUCUCCGCCUUCGAAGCUUCCUACUUCCAGCUCCAGAGCGCGCACGUGCCGUUCGUGGAGGAGCAAGUAACGAGUGCAGACAAGGUGUUGGUUUCGCAUCUGCAGAGGCUGUCGGAGCUGAAGAAAUUUUACCUCGCUCCCGAACAUCGUGGAUUUCCAUUCGGUUCGUGUUUGGAAGCUGAAGUGGAGGAGAAUCAGAGCAAAUUGAGAACCCUCGGCACCGUCUCGAACCGCUUGCAAUGGGAGCUGGAGCAGAAGCAUGACGAGGUGGUAGCCCUAAGAGCCAAACUGGACGAGUUUCACAGGGGUAACGUGAAUUUGUCUAAGAAGCUUUGUGCUAGCGCUUUGAACCCCUCUUCUGAUGUUUUGUUAACUGUUAAGGUGUUCGAUUUAUUGCUGCACGAUGCUUCUAGAGCGACACAUCGGUUUACCAAGAUUUUAAUCGGUUUGAUGAGGAAAGCAGGGUGGGAUUUGGGCUUAGCGGCCAAUGCUGUUCAUCCCAAUGUUGAUUAUGCCAAGAAAGGUCACAACCAGUACGCGCUUCUGUCCUACGUUUGUUUAGGGAUGUUUCAUGGUUUUGACUCCUUAGAUUUUGGAAUGAAAGAAACAGUGUCCAACGAACACGUUUGUUCGGAUGUGGACAAAAGAGACAGUUGUUUGAAGCAACUGCUUGAGCAUGUGUCUAGCAAUCCCAUGGAUUUGUUGGGUAUUCACCCUGGUUGUGAGUUUUCGCGGUUCUGUGAGCACAAGUAUGAGAGGCUCAUCCAUCCAUCGAUGGAGUCGUCCAUUUUUGUCAAUUUGGAGGAGAAGGAGGCUGUGUUGAACUCGUGGCGGUCCUUGAGUAUGUUUUAUGAGGCGUUUGUUGGAAUGGCCAGUGCCGUUUGGACACUUCAUAAGUUGUCCUACACGUUUGAACCCGCAGUCGAGAUUUUUCAAGUGGAAAGAGGAGUGGAGUUUUCUAUGAUAUACAUGGAAGAUGUAACAAAGAGGUUGACCUGGCCAAACAAGGGAAGGGCCAAGGUGGGAUUCACUGUGCUUCCUGGUUUUAAAAUUGGCACGGUAGUUAUUCAAUCGCAGGUUUAUAUAGGUACUUUCAGAUGUACAGACAAGUCUAACCAGAGUUCUUCUUGAAGUUGUGG
Messenger RNA from Vigna umbellata (rice bean), 1876 nucleotides. The record is from RefSeq and is a predicted model, not a curated record. Lineage: Eukaryota; Viridiplantae; Streptophyta; Magnoliopsida; Fabales; Fabaceae.